AUGUUUUGUGCAAUUAGUGGUAAACCACCUAGAGUUGCUGCUAUUUCUCCUAGUUCAAAAUGUGUCUUCGAGAAAAGUUUACUGGAACAAUACGUUAAAGAGCACGGUACAGAUCCAGUGUCCAAUGAACCUCUUACUAUAGACCAGAUUAUAACAGUAGCACAAUCUCCUUUACAACAUUCCUUUAGUGAUAGUCUCAAUUCCGCUACAUUGAAUAGUAAUUAUAGUAUCCCAAGUCUUUUAUCCACUUUACAAAAUGAAUGGGAUGCACUAAUGCUUGAGAAUUUUAGUCUAAGAAAACAACUAGAUCAAAUUACUAAAGAAUUUUCUGCUGCUUUGUUUGAAAGAGAUGCUGCAAAACUUGUAGCAGCUCGUCUAUUACAAGAAAAGAAUGUAGCCCUCGAUGAUAUUAAGACAGUAGUAUCUAAUUAUGUAGCUGCCAGUAAAGAUGAUGAUAGACACGAGAAUAAUACCUCAAUUAAAGAUUUAAAUUCAGAGUCAUUAAGUUCAAUGGUUAGUGAAUCCCGAGAUUUUGUGAAGGAAACAAAGAAACAUACCCCAAUGGAGCUAGUAUUACCGGAAGGCGAUAAAACUUUUACUGCUAACCCAUCUUCUGAAACGCUAGCAACCGGAAUGAUCUGUUUUCCAAGAAUAACGUAUAUCGAGGAUAAGAAAUAUAUUCCUAGAAUCCUUCAGAAUCCACCAAGUCUCUCCAUAAUUGAAGACUCACUUUCAAAUCAGAAAAAAUAUGAUAUUCCUGAUUCCUGGACCGUUGGAAAUGAAACAUUACCAGGGAUGUUAUGUUUAACAAAUGAUGAAAAUAUAGUAAUUGUUCUUACAAAUGAUAACAAAUUUACAGUGUAUGAUCUGGAGAAACAGAAGGUUUUGAAUAGUGCUGAUUUUGAAGUAAAAGAUGUAAUAUAUAUGUACUGUCAUGAAAGAGUAAUGAAGAAUCAUGUCCUUAUAGUAAAGAAGGAUGGUUCGGUAGUAUAUAUCAACUAUAAGAAUAAUUCCAAAUUUGAAGAUUCAAUUACCACUGUUCUUUCUGGAAACCCACAUAUAUCUUAUAAAUAUGCUCAGUUGCAUAAAGAUGGUUUACUUCUCGCCUUGGGGGAUGCUUUGACGGUUUCCUUAAUAAAUUUAUCAAGUCCAUUUGAUCAACCAAUACUUUUCAAAUGUAACCAAGAGAUUCCAACAGAAGGUGAUAUAACAAAGGUUUUCUUCCCAAGAAACGGUUAUUGGAUGAUGGUUCAAUCUCAAGCAGAAAUAUUUACAUUUGAUUUACGUAAGGAUGACCACUCGGUUAUGGCUACCCCUCCAAUCAAGUUUUCACACCAAGAUCUCUUGAAAUGGGAUAUUGAUCUUAGUGGGAAAAUUCUUGCCAUUUCUGAAUCUGAACAAUCUAAACAAACAAUCCAUUAUUAUUUUUACUUGAAGGCAAAAAAGCAAUGGACUCAUCAUUCUACACAUAAGGUGGAACAAUCUUCUGUGCCGGAACCAGAUAAAUUUGUUGUACUACGAAAAAACAAUGAGAAUAAUAAUAUUGUUCUUUACCAAACUUCAGAUGGAGUGAGUGAAACAGUGAGUAUGAAUGUUUAA
Messenger RNA from Maudiozyma saulgeensis, 1599 nucleotides. The record is from the annotation of a GenBank genome assembly. Lineage: Eukaryota; Fungi; Ascomycota; Saccharomycetes; Saccharomycetales; Saccharomycetaceae.